Dibothriocephalus latus is the source of this 516-nucleotide messenger RNA. The record is from the annotation of a GenBank genome assembly. Lineage: Eukaryota; Metazoa; Platyhelminthes; Cestoda; Diphyllobothriidea; Diphyllobothriidae.
AUGUUUUACGACGUUGACUACGACUUCUUUGUGGAUGCAGCGGAUAUGAAGAGUACAUUUGGCAUUUUGGCCAAACUUUCGGCCAAUGCGUCUACUGAGAUGCGUUUUAUUGGCGCUCGUCGAUCCUUUGGGCUACCGAAGCUGGGACUUAUGUGUGGAAAUGAUGGCGGCUGGAAAAAGCGUGAAGAUGGUGCAUUGAGUUACGUGGUAUGUGCCUCAAUGGAAGCUACCAGGCAAGUCCUCAAACCCUGUCUUUUCUACGUCGAUUUUUAUUGGAUGAGAAGAGAUAGCAAAGGCUCAUUAAGUGUCAAUUCUCUGAAGACGAAGUUUGCUGUUAAAAAUGUUCUGAGUUCGGAUUAUAGACCAAUGGACGGAACGUUGUUUAAAUCUGUUGGGAAUUUCGACGGAUAUGCUGAAAUUAUAUAUGGCUCACCCAUUUACAUGUGCGUCCCUAAAAACCGGAACACUAGUCGCAAAUCAGGAAUUGUCUGUGGUAAGUGGGAAAAAAGUUCUUGA